UAGAAUUGAGAAACACGGCAUUCCUUUCCGACAAUACUGGCAUACCUACUCUGAUCGCACAAACAAUCUUAAACCUCUCUCUUCUAUUGUUUUUCGUUGAUUAGAGUUUUGUUUUUCUCUCCGUUUUGCUAUGGAAAAUAAGAAGAGAGAAGUGAGGAACAACGACGAUCGCGACGACGAGAACGAUGAGAUGAAGAUGGAGAAGUUUUACUCGCUCUUGAGGAGCUUCCGCGACGCACGUGAUCGGCGGCGAAGGGAAUUGAUGGAGUUGGAGAAGAACGAGAGCAACCGGAAAAAGAUGAAGGCCACCACCACUGCAUCAACCAAGGCCAAAUCAGAAGUUGCUUUCGAAUUUCAGGACUUUACCACCGAUAUUCACUUCAGAAAACCACCUUUGGUUUUUCCCAAUCCAAAUUCACGCGACCCAAGCAAAGACAUCAACAAAAACAAAGGUAAGAAGAACACAGAACAACAUGAUGUCGCUCUCGACCUCAAACUCGCUCUCUAGCUACGUGCUUUCAACAACCGUCGUCAAGACCACGGCCGUUCAAUUUUUUCUGAGUUUUUUUUCUCUUCUUCUUUCAAAUGGAACUGUUGUUGUUGUGUUAUCGGUCUGUAUAUAUUGCAAUCAUUCAACUUAUUUUUCAUAUAUCUAUGAUCUAUAAAUUUCUUUAUGUAUUAUCGUCAUUAAUUUUUUCUUAAUGUAUGGUGACAUUAUUCGACCGUGGAAA
Molecule: messenger RNA, 731 nt
Organism: Vigna unguiculata (cowpea)
Lineage: Eukaryota; Viridiplantae; Streptophyta; Magnoliopsida; Fabales; Fabaceae
Biological process (GO): regulation of systemic acquired resistance
Source: RefSeq, a predicted model, not a curated record